AUGAGUAGUAUAAAUAAUUCAAGCUCUUCAGAAAUAAACAAACCUCCAAAAAAUGUUGAAACAAAUAAACCUGCAAAAGAUAUUAAAAUUGAAUCUUCAGAUGAAGAAUCUGAUAGUGAAUCUAUAGAAAUACUAGAAGAUGAAAAACAACGAUUUGAGGAUGAAGAAAUUGAUGAUGAUUAUAUAGAUAAUAAAGAACUUUCUAUCAAUAAUAUUACUCAUCCUGCAGUAGACACUAAUGCAAAGUGGGAGUUAGUUACUCUUUUCAAGAGAUUAGAGCUAAAAGAAAUUAUAGGUUAA
Molecule: messenger RNA, 300 nt
Organism: Scutellospora calospora
Lineage: Eukaryota; Fungi; Glomeromycota; Glomeromycetes; Diversisporales; Gigasporaceae
Source: the annotation of a GenBank genome assembly